AUGGCGGCCGAGCAGAAUAUUCCAGAACUUGGCGGAUAUGAUUUUGAGUUUACAAGUGCAGUUCCCGAUGACUUUGAAUGCCCUGUGUGUCAGUUAACAAUGAAAGAUCCCAUACAGAUUGGAGGAUGUGGCCACAGACUUUGUAACAUCUGCUUGGAGAGCUUGUUAAGGAACCAUUCUCCAAAAUGUCCAGUUGACAGAGAGCCUCUUUCACGUGACAAGAUAUUUCCAGAUGUCGCUUGUCAUCGCAAAAUUCUGGAUCUCAAGGUGAAAUGCCCUCAUGUUGGGUGUCCUUGGAAGGGAGAACUCCGAGCUGUGCAGAAACAUCAGUCAGAAUGCCUGUUCAAAGUGGUGGAGUGUCCAAAUGAAGGAUGUAAAGAGAAGCUCACCAGGCGAGAUAUGAACAAUCACAAGAUAACGGAAUGUGUCUGGAGGGAAGUUAGUUGUGAAUAUUGUCGAGGAUCAUUUAUCGUGAAAAACAAACAGCAACAUCAUAACGUCUGUCAAAAGUUUCCGGUUCAAUGUACCAACAUUUGUGGUCUGAGUAAUAUUCCACGAGAAAAGCUCUUGGCUCAUAUUCGUGAUGACUGUCCUUUAACAGAAAUUGAUUGUAAAUACAAGAACUUAGGAUGCCAAAGUGCGUUUCCAAGAACAAGAACAAAAUCUCACUUAGAAUCGCACAUGGAAAGCCACUUGCUCUUAGCUGUAUGCAGCCUUGAGACCACUCAGAAUCAGGUUAAAGACCAGUCAAAGCAGAUAGAGCGAUUGAUAUCUCUAUUCAAUGAUCAGUCACAGCAGUUGAAUGAUCAGUCACAGCAGCUGAAUAAUCAGUCACAGCAGCUGAAUGAUCAGUUACAGCAGCUGAAUAACCAGUCACAGCAGCUGAAUAAUCAGUCACAGCAGCUGAAUGAUCAGUUAAAGCAGCUGAAUGAUCAGUCACAACAGUUGAAUAAUCAGUCACAGCAGAUAAAAGGAUUGGUGGCCAAGAAUACAGAACAGUCACAGCAGAUAGCCAGUUUAACGUCCUCUAUGCAGGGUCUGGUGCAGCAGGUAGAACGCCUCACAGGCCAGGAUCGACAUCAAGCUGUGCUGGUGGACAAACCGACCAACCAAACCAAGGGCAUGACAAACAAGAUAGAGGCAAAUAUUGGCAAGGUUGAAGAGGGUGAGUUUCUGAAGAAACUGUGGCGCUGCGUCAAUGGGAGGUAUAGUAAGAUAUCUUGGUUUUAUCAAUUGAGUUGAUGAAUUAAAUUGGCCACAGUAAAGAAUU
Pocillopora verrucosa is the source of this 1270-nucleotide messenger RNA. Lineage: Eukaryota; Metazoa; Cnidaria; Anthozoa; Scleractinia; Pocilloporidae. The record is from RefSeq and is a predicted model, not a curated record.